AUGGGUCGACCGUCUGACUCUGAUAUUCCUCUUGAGCCCAUCGAACAUGAAAACCAACCUCCACUGUACAACGACGUGAUCGAAUCUCCAUCCCCCACUCCAGUCGAAAACUCGAUCCCAGGCGGGUGGGCAUGCACUUGGGAGGAUAAAAUCGGCACCCGAACGCUACACCCGUCGCUCUGUAAGGACCCACAUGCUCUCUAUUGUUUCCUUUCCGCUCAACAUAAGCUGCCACCGCGGCAGUAUGUUUCCAUCAAAGGGCUGAAGGAUAAAGGCAACGACCCUACCGAUAAUGAAGUGGCUUUUAAUUUCAAACUCGACUUGACACCCACACUGCUACGCCUGGAUGAUAAUGAUAGUGAGUGGCACGAACUGCACAUUGUUCGGGAUGGGGACGGCAAAAAGAAUUUUCGCGGUGGACCUAUUCCAACUCUUGAAUGGGAGCAGCCUCUGGGCCAAGCAAAUCGUCAUGAAGCUUUCAAUUUGGAGGGGAACGAGGACUCGGAGGAUCAAACUCUUCUAGGCGCGAAUGUUGACGGCUCGAAUGAAGGAACUCUUAGUCUGAUGACCUGGUGUGAAAGAUUCUGUCACGACCCUGCCGGAGUCAAAUCAUUUACCUUCACCCGAGAGCUUGAAGGGUUCGACACUGAGCCUCUGUGUUCUGAGCUGAAAUCGUACCUCCGCUCAACCAAUUACCGCGGUCAAAUCAAAAUCACAACUUCCACGCAGAAUACUUUCAUUACUAUCUAUUCUCCGCAUUGGAUAAACCGAUUGCGCAAUAACUCCUUCAUCUGGUGGUUUUGCGUUCUCACCCCACUAUGGAUCAUCACACUGAUCGUGAUUUCCUUAUUGGAGAGACGCUACCAGGUUGUUCACUCAGUUUGGAGGUCUUCUCGUGAGGUCAAAGAUACAUCCGCGCCGCUCGGUUUGAGGAAGAUUUAUGCACAUGGACGGGAUGAGACUAAGCUGGCAGAUUUCUGGGCACCCGCCGUCAUCCAGGCAGCUCGCGACCAGCGAGAUGAGGGUGAAGUCUUGACCGAGGGAAGCAUAAAGCGUCUCCAGCAGCGAGCACAGGAGCGCAUGAGAAAUCUUGCGUCAUUUAUGGCUGAAACGUAA
Penicillium soppii is the source of this 1116-nucleotide messenger RNA. RefSeq lists its product as uncharacterized. The record is from RefSeq and is a predicted model, not a curated record. NCBI's taxonomy places the organism in Eukaryota, Fungi, Ascomycota, Eurotiomycetes, Eurotiales, Aspergillaceae. The transcript has a single exon. The coding region runs from base 1 to 1116 and encodes 371 amino acids.